AUGGAUGUGUUUGUAGUCCUCACCCUGCCCUGGUUCCCUGAAAGCCCGCGGUUUCUGCUCAUCGACAAGGGAGAUAAGGAAGGCUGCAGCCAGGCAUUGAGGAGGCUCCGUGGGUGCCCCGUCUCCGAGGAGGAGAUGGAGGAGAUCCUCCAGGAGCAGGAGCUGGCCGCAGGGGCUCAGGCGCGAUCCCUCUGGGGCUUGCUGUCUGACCGAAACCUGUGGCGGCAGCUCCGAAUUGUCAUGGCCGCCAGCAGCGCCAUGAUGCUUUGUGGCAACGACUCCAUCUACUUCUACGCCUCCUACAUCUUUCAGGAGGCCGGCAUUCCCACAGGGAAGAUCCAGUACAUAACAAUCUGCACGGGCGCCUGUGAACUGACCGCCUCUAUCAUGUGCAACCUACUCAUAGAGCGCACAGGCCGCCGCCGGCUCCUCAUGGGUGGGUAUGCGAUGAUGUCAGGCUGGGCGGUGGUCUUCACCAUGGCCCUCUGCCUGCAGGGCAAGGUGCCAGGCAUGCCCUACUUAAGUAUGCUGUGCAUCUUCGCCUACAUCCUCAGUUUUGGCAUGGGCCCUGCCGGGGUGACCGGUGUGCUGCCCGCUGAGCUCUUUGACCAGAUGGCGCGGCCUGCCGCCUACAUGGUGGCCGGUUCACUCAUGUGGCUCAACCUCCUCCUGGUGGGCAUGGCCUUCCCGUUCAUUGUUGUCAACCUAGGACAGUUCUGUUUCCUUCCCUUCUGUGGCAUCUGCGUGCUGGCCUGUCUCUUCAUGUACUGGAACCUUCCGGAAACUAAAGGUAGGUCUCUGGCUGAGAUCACUGCCGAAUUUGAUAAGCGUGGCAGUGCAGAAGCCAAUGGAUCAGAAGGUAGGUCUCUGGCCGAGAUCACUGCCGAGUUUGAUAAGUGCGGCAGUGCAGAAGCCAAAGGGUCAGAGGAUAAAGGUGAACAAGGACAAUCAAAUCAAGAGGAGGCCCACCAACUCAGAGAUCUUAGAUCAGGGGAAGAACCAGUGGAGAUUAAUCAUGUACAUGUGUGA
Messenger RNA from Clupea harengus (Atlantic herring), 1029 nucleotides. RefSeq names its product solute carrier family 2, facilitated glucose transporter member 11-like. The coding region runs from base 1 to 1029 and encodes 342 amino acids. The record is from RefSeq and is a predicted model, not a curated record. Lineage: Eukaryota; Metazoa; Chordata; Actinopteri; Clupeiformes; Clupeidae. The transcript is spliced from 2 exons.